AUGGCCACCAACUCAGAGACCGCUCCCAAGGACCCAACCUAUAACUACACCCCAAACCACAAGCCAAGCCAUAUCAUCAACCACACUUGGCGUACAGCCGAGAAUAGUGCAGCCUACCUAAUCCCGACUCUGCAGUCUAUGGCCUCCCAUAACCCAUCUCUCAAGCUCCUUGACUGCGGAGCCGGUCCUGGAACUCUGACGGCCUCCUUCUCCAAGUACAUGCCACAAGGAACCUUGGUCGCGACAGAUCUCUCUCAAGAAGUCAUAGACCAAGCCACGGAGCACGCUAGGUCUCAAAAAGUCACAAACAUGACCUGUCACACUGCAGAUAUAUACCACCUUGACCAGACUUUUCCAGAGGAAUCCUUCGRCGUGGUUCACACGCAUCAAACGCUGUGUCAUCUAUCCCAUCCUUUGCUUGCUCUACGCUCUCUCCUCCGAGUAUGUAAAUCUGGAGGUGUGGUGGCGAUCCGCGAGAGUGACAUGCGGAUGUGGUCUCUUCAUCCGUCGUCGUCGGCUUUGGAAAAUUUCCAAAAGCUGAUGAUGCGAUGUAUGGACUCUCCUACGAUAGGAUCGAGAUUGGUUAGUUUGGCAACGGAAGCUGAUGUUCCGCGAUCAAACAUCACAGCGAGUAUGGGGACUUGGUGUUUCAGCACUCCUGAGGAGAGGAAGAUGUUCGGUGGUGCCAUGGCGGAGCGAGCAAAGAGUGGUAAGAUGAGAGAGAGAUCUGUGAGGGAGGGUUGGCACACCUAUCAGGAAUUAGAUGAGAUGGUCAAAUCGUGGGAAGGCUGGAUCAGUGCUGAAGAUGGGAGUAUCGGAUGCAUGAAUGGAGAGGUUCUAAUCCGAAAGCCAUGA
Ramularia collo-cygni is the source of this 855-nucleotide messenger RNA. RefSeq names its product related to delta-24-sterol methyltransferase. Lineage: Eukaryota; Fungi; Ascomycota; Dothideomycetes; Mycosphaerellales; Mycosphaerellaceae. Bases 1 to 855 code for a protein of 284 amino acids. The record is from RefSeq and is a predicted model, not a curated record. Gene Ontology annotation, molecular function: methyltransferase activity. The transcript has a single exon.